CAAUUGAGCACUGUACCUGCUGUUCAGUUCCGUGGAAUAAGACAACUCCGGGUAAGGUAAGCAAUUGGUACUGGGCAUUGGCAUUGUAUGUGCACGACCGUUGCAAAAAAAAACCCUAAAGACAGGUUCGAUGAUGAAAACAGCGGAGGACAGGAGUUGGGGGUUUCAUCCCACAAGGGAGGAAAGGGGGGAGAGCAUGGCAUUUUUUUUUUUUUAAACGAUGAUAAAUCGGGUAGACAAUCAGGAUGUGGGGCACCCUGUAACACAGGCCAUCUGGAGAUGACGAUGGCUUUUGAGGGUGUUUUAGGGUAUAUACAAGGGGAGGGAGCCAGGAGGUGUCUGGAAUGCGUCCAAAAAGGAGGAAAUUGCGGGCCCCUGUCGUUUCAUCUGUUUCAUCCCCCUCCUCCGUUUCAUCUUCUCGUGAGAGUCACCGCCGCAAAAUAUACACACAGACACACCACCAGAGCACCCAACAUAGAUGCAAACUCACGAUCAUAUUUUUUCUUAGUCCCGACUGUGCAGCCUGUUGAUGUUUGUGUCCAGCUCGUAAAGGCGUACGUUUGUUUACACACGGGUUUACGGGUAACACGGAUAUACGGGUAGUCUAUGGGCGCGCAAUGCUCUUUUUUUUUUUUUGUGUUCUUGAUCCUCGGCGAAAUAGUGCGACUAGGGCUGACCCAUGGUC
Messenger RNA from Gamsiella multidivaricata, 685 nucleotides. RefSeq lists its product as uncharacterized. The transcript has a single exon. The record is from RefSeq and is a predicted model, not a curated record. NCBI's taxonomy places the organism in Eukaryota, Fungi, Mortierellomycota, Mortierellomycetes, Mortierellales, Mortierellaceae. The coding region runs from base 88 to 603 and encodes 171 amino acids.